This is a messenger RNA of Terrapene triunguis (Three-toed box turtle), 629 nucleotides long. RefSeq names its product olfactory receptor 52N2-like. The annotation marks the transcript as partial. The record is from RefSeq and is a predicted model, not a curated record. Gene Ontology annotation, molecular function: G protein-coupled receptor activity; olfactory receptor activity. The transcript has a single exon. Lineage: Eukaryota; Metazoa; Chordata; Testudines; Emydidae. Gene Ontology annotation, cellular component: membrane. Gene Ontology annotation, biological process: G protein-coupled receptor signaling pathway.
AUGGCAGCUUUCAACUUCACCUCCUCUGACCCUUCAACAUUCAUCCUAACAGGCAUUCCUGGCCUGGAAGCUGCUCAUGUCUGGAUUUCCAUCCCGUUCUCUAUGUUCUACAUUAUUGGCCUGUUGGGAAAUUUCAUGGUUCUAUUUGUUGUAGACAAAGAGCAGACCCUGCACAAGCCGAUGUACCUGCUGAUCUGCAUGCUGGCACUCACAGACAUUGACAUGUCUACCUCUGUUGUACCAAAGGCCCUGUGUAUAUUUUGGUUCAGUUUGAAAGGUAUUACUCUGAGAGGCUGCCUCGCCCAGACAAUCUUUCUUCACUCAGUUUGUGUUAUGCAUUCAGCCGUCCUCGUGACAAUGGCCUUUGAUUGUUAUAUUGCUGUAUGUAACCCUCUAAGAUAUGUCACAAUCCUCACCAACUCACGAAUAGCUAAGCUAGGGUUAGUGGGUUUAAUAAGAGCUGUUCUCUUCAUUCUGCCACUGCCCCUGCCCCUGAGCAGGCAGCCAUUCUGUGCCAAACGCACUAUCCCCCACACUUACUGCGAGCACAUGGGUGUGGGCAAGGUGUCAUGUGGGAACAUCACAGUCAACAGGACGUAUGGCUUGGUGAUGGCAUUUGUAAUCAUCAG